Molecule: messenger RNA, 1004 nt
Organism: Patella vulgata (common limpet)
Lineage: Eukaryota; Metazoa; Mollusca; Gastropoda; Patellidae
Product: snRNA-activating protein complex subunit 1
Exons: 8
Coding region: 171-1004 (277 amino acids)
Biological process (GO): snRNA transcription by RNA polymerase III; snRNA transcription by RNA polymerase II
Cellular component (GO): snRNA-activating protein complex
Molecular function (GO): sequence-specific DNA binding
Source: RefSeq, a predicted model, not a curated record
AUUUUGUUAUUCUAUAAAGCCCCCCUAAAAGUAACAUUUAAAUGUGUGGUGGUUUUUUCUAGACCUUUUGUAAAAAUAUAUAAGCUUAAAUUACAAGUUAUUAUUUCUAAUAUCAAAUUGUGAAAAGUGUAUACGGUACCAACAGUCACUUAUUGCAAAGAUAAAUUAAGAUGAGUGAUUCAGAAGAGGCAGUAGUCAUGAAAAAAAAGAAGCAGCGUCAACCUCGAAACCCUAUUGCUGGCGUGAAAGAUGAUCUUGAUUCUUUGAUUCAGAAAUUCUCUGAAUCUGGUACAGUGCGUUAUGAAAAUUUCUCAAGUGCAUGGAAGCAAAAGAAAUUGUCAAUGAUACAAAGUGGACGACAAGAUCAACAAGAAGCAAGAGAGUUUUUGGAAGAUGUUUUUCGAUUAGCUGUGGUUUACUAUUUGCCACCUAAUAAUUUUCAAGUACGAACUGGUGGCUUGUAUUUAAUGUUUGGAUUAUUCAAUACACAGUUCUGUAUUCCACCAGUUAAGUUUCGUAUGACACUGCAGAUGUGGAAAGAUGCUUUGGAUUAUCAAAAAGAGGCACAUAGUCAGCAACAUUAUGAUAUAGACUUUGUUUUCCAUUCAUUGAAAGCUCUAAGUGCUUUUCAGUUUGUUGCUUCAGAAACUGAGAUGUACUUAAAGGGAAGUAAUCGCCGUAAUAUUAUGCAAGACGUACCCAACCAUGUAUCAGAUGAGGUUUCAAAGAUAGAUGCUAUAUUCACUAAAGAUCAUGUGCGGCAAUUAUCUGCAGUAGAUUAUCAAUAUCAACAACUAAAAAUUGCGCUUGCUGGACCGAAUGCUAAAAAACCUGAUAUAGCAUUGGCUGUUAUACAAGAUAGUCUGAUUGAUUCAUUAAACUCGACCAUACAACAACAUCAAGAUAGAAUUAAUAAAAUGAGAAAGAGAGAUAUGGGAGAAGAAGGUAGAAGACAAGAACAAUUGGAAAAUUCAGAUGAUGAAGAAGAAGAAGAGGUAGGUUGA